Messenger RNA from Ostertagia ostertagi, 558 nucleotides. The record is from the annotation of a GenBank genome assembly. Lineage: Eukaryota; Metazoa; Nematoda; Chromadorea; Rhabditida; Trichostrongylidae.
AUGCGUUUCCUGAUCGAUCAAAAACUUCUGACGUCUCAUCCGGACACGAUGCUUGGUCGAAUGUUUGCAAUGCGUGAUGCCAGAGGCGCUGGGGCCGAAUUGGUCACUCCCAACGAAAGGGACGAAUUUGUUGUCGCUGACGGCACAACUGCAGCAUGUUUCCGAGUCGCUUUGGAGUACUAUACCCAUGGUCAGAUGCGCUGCCCACCGAACAUCUCAGUGGCAGAACUGCGCGACGCAUGCGACUACCUCCUCAUACCGUUCAAUGCGAACACUGUGAAGUGCCAGAACUUGCAUGCACUUCUGCAUGAGUUAUCGAACGAAGGAGCCAGAGAACAGUUCUCGAAUUUCCUGGAGGAGAUUAUACUUCCUCAAUUAGUUGCGAGUACUGAACAUGGUGAACGAGAAUGUCACAUAGUUGUAUUACUCGAUGAAGAUGUGGUCGAUUGGGAUGACGAGUACCCGCCACAAAUGGGCGAAGAAACCACCCAUGUUGUGUACAGUUCGCAUUUAUACAAGUUCUUCAAGUAUGCCGAAAAUCGAGACUGUGCGAAACAG